GGCUUUGGCAUCGGGAGAGCUCGCCGGCCGCGCGCGAUGCAGCAGCCGCGUCGGCAGCAGUCCAUCCUCGCCUUCCUUCAGAGGAAGCCGCCGGCGGCGAAGGAGGAUGGCGCGACGCCCGAGAAGCCCCCGCGGCCCCCCGCCGCGUCGGUCGCCGGGAUCAUGGAGAGGCUCGUGCGGCCGCCGCAGCAGGGGAGAGACCAGGAUGCUUCCCAGGUUAGACAUGUGGAGCAAAAAGUCUUACCUGUGAAAAAUCAAACUCCUUCAAAUGAGUGCUCAAGUGCAUUGUUCUCAGGAUCUUGCAAUGGUGUAGAUAACAGAGCAACCAAGCUGGUUGCAGGAAAAGGUUCAAGUAUGCCCCCUUUGCAGGAGCCCCUGAAGUCCUUAAGGUCUCCCACGGAUGAAUUUGUUAGAGCAAGCAUGCUGUUCCAAGAACUUGGUUCAGAUCAGACUCUUCUGCCGGAGUGUCCAAAGAAGUUCCCCUUUGAGUCUUCCAACAAUAAAUGCAUUCAGGAUAAUUCAUCAUUUGAAGAGUUUGAUGUGCAAACUCCUUCUCAGGAUCCUUCAAAAGGAGUCUUGUGGAGAUCUUCUAGUGGAGCUUCUACGCCUUUAACAGAAUCUGAUUCAGAUAAAACUCCUUUGCAGCAUCCAUCAAAGAAGUUCUCAUUAGUAUCUUCUAAUGGUGAAUAUGUUCGGGCCACUACACUGUUUCAACUUGAUUCCAAUUGUACUCCUUCACGAGAACCCUCAGAGAAGCUGCCCUCUGGGCCUUCAGACCUUCAAUACAUUAAAGCAACAAAUUUGUUUGCAGAACUGGAUUCAAAUGGAACUCCUUCGCAGAAUCAUUUGAAAAAAAUAUCCUCAGUGUUUAUGAAUGAUAAACGCAUUGGAGCAGGUGCCACACUAUUUUCAGAAUUUAAUUCUAGUCCACUGAAACCAGAAACACCAUUGAUGCGAGCGGUAACUCCUCGUCUGAAGAGAGUUCAAGAAGAUCAACGUGCGAGUAGCAAUGACCAAUGCUCUCCUUUAUGGGUUCCAAAUAAGAAGGUGAAAUCAGCUCAAUGUUCUCCAGCUGAGAAGAAAGUCCAUUCUGAAAUGGCUGAAAGUGCACGCAGCAAGUUUGAGUGGCUGAAUCCUUCGAAUGUCAAAGAUGCAAAUGGAAGGCGGCCAACAGAUCCACUUUAUGACAAGACAACUAUUUUUAUUCCACCUGAUGCAUUGAGAAAGAUGUCAACAUCUCAAAAGCAAUACUGGAAUAUUAAGUGCAAGUAUAUGGAUAUUGUUUUGUUUUUCAAAGUGGGAAAGUUCUAUGAACUCUAUGAGUUGGAUGCUGAGAUUGGCCAAAAGGAACUUGACUGGAAAAUGACUAUCAGCGGGGUGGGAAAAUGCCGGCAGGUUGGAAUUUCAGAAAGUGGGAUAGACGUUGCUGUCGAAAAGCUUUUAGCUCGAGGGUAUAAAGUUGGCAGAAUUGAACAAAUGGAAUCUGCAGACCAGGCCAAAGCCAGAGGGUCAAAUUCAGUUAUUCAAAGAAAACUGGUUCAUGUAUCCACACCAUCAACAGUAGGGGACAGCAACAUUGGGGCUGAUGCUGUUCACCUUCUUUCACUCAAAGAGAUUGCUCUAACUUCAAACGGUUCUCGGGUUUAUGGAUUUGCUUUUCUAGAUUAUGCCGCGCUUAAAAUCUGGGUGGGCUCCUUUCAUGACGACGAUACAUUUGCAGCUUUGGGGGCUCUGUUGGUGCAGGUCUCUCCAAAAGAAAUAAUCUACGAAACCUCAGGCCUUUCAAAAGAAACUCAUAGAUCAAUUAGAAAGUAUGCUUCAGCUGGUUCUGUGAAAAUGCAGAUGACCCCAUUGUAUGGGAUAGAUUUAUCUGAGGCUUCAGAAAUUCAAAUGUUAGUACAAUCUAGAGGAUAUUUUAAAGCGUCAACAAGUUCAUGGUUAUCUGCAUUGGAUUCUUCAGUGAAUAAAGAUGCAGUUAUUUGCGCACUCGGAGGACUUAUUAGUCAUUUAACUAGGCUUAUGCUAGAGGAUGUUCUGAGAAAUGGGGAGGUGUUACCAUACCAUGUGUACACAACAUGUCUAAGAAUGGAUGGCCAGACUCUUGUGAACCUUGAGAUUUUCAGCAACAAUUUUGACGGUGGUUCAUCAGGUACCUUGUAUAAGCACCUCAAUCACUGCAUAACUCCAUCUGGCAAGCGGCUUCUAAGAAGAUGGAUUUGCCAUCCACUAAAAGAUAUCAAUGCUAUCAAUGAAAGGCUUGACAUUGUUGAGGGCUUCAUUCAAAAUUGUGGGCUAGGAUCUGUUACACUUGAGCAUCUCCGUAAAGUUCCUGAUCUUGAGAGAUUACUAGGACGAGUUAAAUCCACUGUUGGUUUAUCAUCUACAGUCCUGUUGCCCUUUGUUGGAGAAAAGAUAUUAAAAAGACGGAUAAAAACAUUUGGCAUGCUUGUCAAGGGCUUCCGUAUUGGAUUUGACUUACUGGAUGUCCUACGAAGACAAGAUCAUGGUAUCUCAGCACUGUCAAAGGUUGCAGAUGUUCCAACAUUGAGCACCCUUAAUGAAUUAAUUCAUCAAUUUGAAGAAGCAAUAGACAAUGAUUUUCCAAGAUACCAGGAUCAUAAUGUCAGAGAUGAUGACGCAAACACUUUGGCUAUACUAGUGGAGCUUUUUGUUGGAAAAGCUUCUGAAUGGUCUCUAGUGAUCAAUGCUCUCAGCACUAUCGAUGUGCUUAGGUCCUUUGCAGCCAUGACAUUGUCGUCAUUUGGCACAAUGUGCAGACCGAAUAUUCUGCUGAAAGAAAAAGCGCCUAUACUUAAGAUGAAGGGUCUAUGGCAUCCUUAUGCUUUUGCAGAAAGUGUGAAUGGGCUAGUACCAAAUGAUCUAUCUCUUGGUCAUGAUUUAUCUGGUCAAAAUCGCUUUGCGUUGUUGUUGACUGGUCCAAACAUGGGCGGGAAAUCUACAAUAAUGCGUGCCACCUGUCUGGCUAUCGUGCUUGCCCAGCUAGGCUGUUAUGUUCCCUGCCAAUCAUGUGAAUUGACCCUUGCAGAUGCCAUAUUUACAAGAAUUGGUGCAAUGGACCGGAUCAUGUCUGGAGAGAGUACUUUUCUUGUUGAAUGCACUGAGACUGCAUCUAUUCUUGAGAAAUCAACUGAGGAUUCUCUUGUCUUGCUUGAUGAACUUGGCCGAGGAACUAGUACAUUUGAUGGAUAUGCAAUUGCAUAUGCAGUAUUCCGACACCUCGUGGAAGUGGUCCGGUGCCGUCUUCUCUUCGCCACUCACUACCAUUCCCUCACCAAGGAGUUCGCCUCUCACCCCCAUGUGACCCUUCAGCACAUGUCCUGCGUGCUGAAGCCAAGGGGCGGCGGCCAUGGCGACGAGGAGCUCACCUUCCUCUACCGGCUCACGUCGGGCGCCUGCCCGGAGAGCUACGGCCUGCAGGUCGCCACGAAGGCAGGGCUCCCGAGGUCGAUCCUGGAGAGGGCGGCGGUCGCUGGCCAGAUGAUGAGGACGAAGAUCGCCGGGAAUUUCAGGUCGAGCGAAGAGCGGGCCGAGUUCUCGACGCUCCAUGAGGAGUGGCUGAGGACGAUCCUGGCGAUCGGAGGCGUGAAGGACGCGGACCUGGACGAGGACACCAUGGACACGCUGUUCUGCGUCUUCCAUGAGCUCAAGGCUCACUUCAGGAAAGGGGAAUGAGCGUUGAGCCGUCAGCAGCAGCCACUAAUUAUCGAUGUUUUUAUUCAUAAGUGCUCUUCACGUCUUUUGUGUCUGAAAAGCCACCAUUUGUUAUAGGUAAUCAGUGGUUUUAAUUAAUGGCUCUAGUUCUGUAUAUAUAUACGGUAUGUCAGUAUGUGCUACUCUGUCAGAGCAAUAGCAAUCUGGCCUGUUUGUCUUAGCCUCAGUGUUUCGUUUUGGAGGGAAACCCAAAAUGAUCUGGAUCUGCCCUGUUUACCAGAACGACCCCCUUGGAAGCUUUUUAAGCAGGGGUUUACAAUUCUUAAGUGGA
Messenger RNA from Oryza brachyantha (malo sina), 4003 nucleotides. Its product is annotated as DNA mismatch repair protein MSH7. The transcript has 17 exons. NCBI's taxonomy places the organism in Eukaryota, Viridiplantae, Streptophyta, Magnoliopsida, Poales, Poaceae. Gene Ontology annotation, biological process: mismatch repair. Gene Ontology annotation, cellular component: MutSalpha complex; nucleus. Gene Ontology annotation, molecular function: mismatched DNA binding; ATP binding; ATP-dependent DNA damage sensor activity. The coding region runs from base 37 to 3693 and encodes 1218 amino acids. The record is from RefSeq and is a predicted model, not a curated record.